UGAGAAUUGAGGAGUGGGUGAUUGUUAUCAAUUAUUGUUUUUUAUUUUUUACAUAAUAAAAUGUAAAAUGCUUUUUAAAUAAAUAAUUAGCUGUCGGAAUUUGUGAAUAUCGUUAUAAUAUAGUGCAAAAUGGUCUGUAAAAUGAUCUCGAUGCUUUAUAAGUCAAUGUUUAUGUCAGGGUUCUGGAACUGGACUAGAAAACAAGAAUAGCUCUGGAGAUGUGAUGUUUAGGCAUUAAAGAAAUGAUGUUUUUGAAUAUUUGUUUGUUGUUAUUGGCGGUUCCAUCGUGUAUGAGCAUAGAUGAAUGUCCGACAAAAUGUUUCUGUAAAAGAGGCACACAAAAAGAUGGAUAUCUCAAAGUUAGUUGUGGAGAGGAAGAAAAGAUAUCCACUCUAGAAGAAAUAGAUUUGUUGAAUGUAGCAGAUGAGUUAGGGCAAUUGAAUUUAUCAGGAAACUACCUGAAAACAUUUUCACUUCUAGCAGAAUUACCUAUACUUCAGAAGCUUGAUCUCAGCAAGAACCAAAUAAGUGAUCUGCUUCCAUACCAGUUCAAACUAACACCAGCUCUUAGAAGAUUAGACAUAUCAUCUAAUAAUAUCAAGCAUAUAGAUCUGCUAGCAUUUGAAGGUUUGCAACAUCUGGAGAGGUUAAAAUUAAACCAAAAUCAAAUUGCUACCAUUGUGUAUGGAACAUUUGAUCCAUUGGUUAAUUUUAAACAAGUUGACAUAUCCCAAAACCCACUGAUAUGUGACUGUGGACUACUAUGGCUGCUAGACUGGAGCCAGAAAAAAUCUGUAAAACUGCUGUCAAACCCUAAAUGCAACUCACCAGCAGCCUUCAGAGGUCAACUUCUUAGGAAGCUCAAAAUUGGAGAUGACAUACUGUGCAAGUCACCUGCAGAGAAUGGUGACUUGCCUAUUGUUGAUCUUAGACCAGACAAUGAUCAGGUAGUUUUUGAGGGUGACACUCUAACGCUUCAAUGCCAUGCACCUACCAUCUUGGACACAUAUGAAGAGGACUCAGUCACUGCUUCUGCGUCCAAACUUGAAUGGAGUUGGUCUGGUGGCAAUCCAACUGGACAUUUUCCAGAGCUUUCUAUUGAGGGCAGAGCCCUUCCGAGUGCUGGAAGGGUCUGGAGUACUCUUACCAUUCCCAAACUAAACAGGCAACAUGCUGGAAUAUGGAGCUGUUUUUUACUUUCUGUACAUGGGAAUUUUUCUAAAGAAAUCGCUCUGGUGGUGAUCAGCGACGAAAGUCGUUACUGCCCAAUGACAAUGACUGUCACUAAUAAAGGGUCGUACAGCUGGCCUCGGACCCUAGUCAACAACUCUGCAAAGAUGCCCUGUCAAUCCCUCAACUUGAAUUACGACGCUGAACGCCAGAGAGCGUAUCACACUUGUGAUGCUGGUGGAAGGUGGGCAAACCUGAACACUAGUGCAUGCUCAUAUAUCUCUGAGCAUACCAAAAUAUUGGAACAGUUCUCGAAGGUGAACAGCAGUAUAGAAGAAAGCGCAAAGCACUUUCGCAACUACACGUUGAACAAGAACGUGUUCGAGGAUCCGGUGGAUUUGGCCUUCGCCGUGGACACCAUCUUGGGGUACCUGGGGCAUUCACCACCCUCCGAUUCCGGCACCGUUGCCGCUAUUCUCAUGGAUGUGGCUGACGGACUCUUGGAUCUGCCCGAGGCGUAUUUGCGUCAUGCCCAGCAGUUGUAUAAUACUUCGCUAAGGUUGCUUGAAGCUAUGGAAACAAUGGCUGUCAUCACUACCGCCUCGUCGCCUUUCCAUCAGACAAACCUGGCAUUAGAAUCAUUCACGGUCAAGAAAGAAGCAUUCGAGGAGCUCCGUUGCACCUGGUAUCUGAACACCUCCAACCCAAAAAGCUCGAUGUUCUCCUGUUCUUCCGUAGGAAACAGCCAGUCAGAUAUCAUCUCUCUACCCGGUAAAACUGCCGAAGCUUCAAUUACUGUUCCAGGGGAUUUGUUCGAGCAACUGAGGGACCAAAGUGAGAUGACCCUGGUUGAUAGGAGGGAUUUUAGACUCUUGGUGGCCAUGCAUAGAACUGCAAAGCUGUUCAAAGGAAAAGACGCGGAUAAAAAAGAUGUUACAUCGGCAGUGGUUGGGGUAAAUUUGGGGGACAUCAAAGUGACGAACCUAACAACCCCUGUGUACGCGAUGGUCCGUCGACCUCCUAGUACGGACCUGAUGGAAGUACGCCCUUUUGCACCUGUUCGUUGGGACCCUUCUGCCAAUGACGGAACUGGUGAAUGGACCUCAGAGGGUUGCAGUUUCUCACACCAACUUCAGGACCAUCUUGUAUUUUCCUGUGAUCAGUUCGGGUUCUAUGGACUCCUACAGGACGUUUCUCGUCUUCGUAAGCAGUUGGAAAGUGAGAAGUUGACAGCAAAAUUUAAAUUUUCUCAUCCCGCCAUCUACGUUGGAGCUUUUAUACUUUUUAUUUCGUUUUUAGUCGCCAUCAUGACAUAUUUGCUGUGUUAUUUUGAUAUUCAGAUGCCAAAGAAAGCAAAACACUCCCUGGUAAACACUUGGAUGUCGAUCGUGCUCCUCUGUUACGUUUACAUAUUUGGUAUCCAUCAAACUGAAGACGUACGCCUAUGCCAAGGAGUGGGCAUGACUUUACACUAUCUUACCUUAUGUUCUUUACUCUGGAUGUGCGUUGCUCUGAACUGCAUGUAUAAGAGGCUCAGCAAGCACAGGCACCUACACGAUCAGGCGAUUUGCAAUCUGCAGGAUGAUGAUCUUCCAUCGAGUUCUGACAGGCCGGUACAGAAGCCUAUUUUGGGAUUGUAUCUAGUUGGUUGGGGCAUCGGCCUGAUAGUAUGUGGCCUAUCGGCCGCGAUCAAUGUUAACGAAUACGCCACCUUGGGUGAAGAAGAUGAUGGUGGCCAAUGUUUCCUACGACCAGGACCUGCUUUAAGCGCACUCUAUGCCCCAGUAGCCAUCUUGUUACUCUUCCUGAUGGUUAUGUUCUUGUUGGUGAGGUGUGCAGCUAAAGACCUUGAUGGGAACGGACAUCUCAGUGAAGGCACACAGGCCACCGAGCACGUAGACCUGGAGCUCCUCGAACCCAACUUCCCUAGCAGUACCGCAGGCGGUACAACCGGCGGCGGCAACAACGCAACCGGAAACGUAGAAGCGCGCAGCGUCUCCUCGAAGACCGCGAGUAGCAGUGAGAUGGAAGACCCCGAACACGCGCCCACCGCGCAGCUGAACGCGCACGCCAUCUUCCUGACGUUCUACGUACUGACGUGGUUGUGCGCCGCGUUCGCUACCGCUUCGCCCUUCCGCAUGGUGGCGUUCGAGGAACAACUGUUUAGUAUCGCGUUUGCGGUGCUUGCGACGAUGCUGAGCGCAUUUACGUUGUUUUUCUAUUGUGUGGCCAGGAGCGAUGUACGAACAAGAUGGAUGAUCUUCCUGCGCUGGCUGACACCUAGUGGUAACAACAGGAAACAACAGCGACCUCCCUUCUGUCUAUUUCGCUCUCGUAACGUGUCCGACCGUGGCGCAGGGCUGCCGCCCCACAUCCAGAUACAGCCUUUGCCCCCACUGCCCCCUGGUGAACAGCAAGUUGUUGGUACGUUGGUGUCCAGGAGUACCAGCAGAAGUUCAACGCAUACGAAAUCUAAUGGGAGUCAUGUGCUCAAGGGAGCUGUUGAUUUGAACGGUGGCAACUUCAGUGACAGUCAGCACCAUCAGCAACCACACCAAGGCGCAAAGAUCAACAACGUGAACCUUGUGGUACUGCAUCGCCAGCAAUACCGUACAAAUGUCAUCCCAAACAUAAUUGAGAACCCCACAAACGCUGCUCAAGUAUUCUAUAACCCCCAUCAGAGCACUGUGGCAAGGAAAUUCUUCAAGCGUCAGAAACGGAACAUGCUGAAGAAAAACAACCUGACGAAGCCACCUUUACCACAACCUAGAGACUUAAAUAGUGACUCGGCGUCUGUUUUUUCGGAUCAUCAACACCAUCACCACCAUAGGCCCAAGGUCAAGAAUGCUGCUGAUCAGCCGCAAAACAUAUUUGGCACAAAUUCCAAGGUGAACAACACGAAUAUCCACGUAGAACAAGUCAGACGCGUCCAACAAAAAAACCCAAACAUCUUUUCUGAUAGCGCCGAAGAUCUUGAUUCAGUCAGCAACGUGCCAGUGGACAACAUUGUGAUCAACGCUGAAAGGUUGAGGAAAAGGGAGAUGUCCAAACAGCAACAACAGCAAAAGUCGCCUGCUGUCCAACCUCCGACAAGAAAGAAACAGCAGAAUCAUGGAAAUGGUACCAUGAAGUCUGCGUCGGACAAAAAUAUGAGAUCUGUUUCACAGCAGUGUACGCUUGACUACAGUUCUGAAACCAUAUCCGACUCGAUCCUCGACAAGCCUUGUAGCCCAGACAAAUCCAUGGACGUUCAUCACCCGAUGCUAGAUGGAGGUAGCAGCCUGGUGGUGCUCGAGAACGACCCACACUACUGUCGGAUUAACGAUGCGCGGGGCGCGGGCGUUUUGCCGGCUGAUGCGACGUGCGUCUAUGCACACCCUUAUGAUGAAGAAGCUAAGCGCGGAGAAGGCAGUAGUGUCAGUGUGAGUGAUUUGGAUGAGUUGUAUCAGCAGAUUAGGAGUGGUGGAGCAACUGGACAAAGGCAUAAUAGAUAUAGGGGAGCUAGACAUGCAGCCGUCAGUCCAUACCUCAGCGAUUCUGAGGUCAACUCAUUCGUUAGCGAUAGAAGGCACCGAAGAAAUCGUACCGCUUCUUACAGUCACUUGCACUUUGACAGGUACAGCGAUGAUGUAGAAACCACUGUUUGAAGCGAAUCGGAUACGCGUCUUACAAUACCCUAUGCAAAUAUAUUUUUCAAUGAUGUACGAUAAUUGCUCCGCCUCUAACCUCUUUGCUAAUGAUAGUUAUUGACAGUAAAGCAAGUGAUCUUAGUAGGCUGACAGUUAUGUUAACAAAAUAAGUUUUUUAUAUCAAACUAUGUACUACUUGGUACGUAUAUAUGACAAGGAUUUUAUAGAAAUAUAUACCGUUGAGCAGAGCCGCAAUUUUCAAAUAUUAUGGCGACGGUUGGAGGGUGUGCAUUUUCUUAUGAUAUAGCCAAACAAGAUUUUACAGAGAAGCAUUGGGGCAGUUCGCAAGUAUCGCUAAACAUGAUGGUUCGUCCGUCCGACCAUAGCAAAGGCUAAGAUAGAAAGCUUUCGUCGUCUUAGAGAUGAGUGACCAAGCCCAGAACAUGCUGAUUCCAAGAAGCACGAAACCGCUGUCCAUGUUUGGCUGCCUUUUGGUCGGACGGACGAAAGAAUCAUGUUUAGUUUAUUUAUUGGCAACUAGACCACAUCUACUUUACAGCUAGAAUCAUCAGCAAUCUAGCGAUCACGUGGUGAUUGGGCUAUUAAACGUGAACUGAGAUCCCUAACAGUUCCAACUUAUAGAAGUAUGAGCUUUCCGCCGUGGUCGAUUCUGGUUUUAUUUACAUAUCGCUUUAUCACGAUAAUGGUCUCAGGCAUACCUUCUGCAUUGCUAUGGCUGUUCUACAACAACCAGUCUUUGAAUUGGUAGAUUACUGUUUUUCUCCCAGUAAUUUCAUACUAUUUCCAUAAUUAUAAGAAAAAAUAAUCAGUGUGAACAACAGGCGAUGUAUAUGUCGUAGGAGACCGGUUUUCAGCAGUAUGAAAAAAUUUUCACUGUGCAGGUAUUAGCAGGGAUCAUGUUGAACAGUAAAAAACUGUAAUCAAAUAUAGCUUUAUUACAAGUAGAUUAGGGGCGAAGCUUAAUGAUUAACCCUCGUUCGUUUCAAUAUCCCAUCUAUAAAUCGUUCCAAUAUUGAUAUGGUCGAUAAGUCUUGUCAAUUGUAUGACAUUUUAGAUUAUUCCGCAAGCUUCAGUAACCAUCCUGGUUCUAAAUAGCUUUAAGUGUGAGAUUUUAACAGAAAUAUUAUCUCUAUAGGGCGUUGUUGUGCGGUAUAUUCAAUGUAACAUAUAUUUUUAAAGUCUAAAAGCCAUUAAGUAAUUCGGUUUCCUGUGCUAAGCAUUGCGAAAAUGUUGAUGUGCUUGGUAUUAAACGUGAUAGAAAUAUGUGCCAAAAUGUUGUUCAAGCUUUUCAUGUGACAAAUAUGGGAAAACAUCACAGUUGUCUUGUGAUUGGAAAACAUCCUGAUCUCUUCCUCCAGAUUUUCAAAACUAUUCUAAUCUUCGUGGAUCUGUGACCUCUUUCCUUUUGACUGAAUUUCUUAGUGAAAAGAUUUCCUUUGAAUUUACAGCGGACAAAAAAACCGCGAUCUCGAAAAACUUAAUUUUUCUCUUGGAAUCUUUUCGGUCUUUUUGGCAUGUAGACAAAAAGCUAAUAUUAUAUUUUUACUUGAACCAAGACUAUUUCGAGUACAAGGUUCAUGAUGUUUUGUACUACUAAAUACGUAAAUUGACUGAGUAAUAAAAUAAAGUAGCACAUGCUUUUAUAAAAAAUAUAUAGACACCAAGGGCAAGAAAUGUCUAUUUAAAAAAAGGACAAAACGAUACCCAGUGUAACAAAUGUUAUUAUUCGUCGAAAUAUCGGUAUACAUACAUAUAUAUUUUUUGUAAGCCGUUUUAUAGGAACAAAGAUAGCAUGCGUUGAUGUGAUGUAGCUUAUAGUGUUGUAUAUUAUAGUGUGUAUCAUUAUUUCUUGGAAACAAAUUGAAAUAGGCAUUCACGAAAUGGUUUUUUAGUGUGAAAAAUUUCACUGAUAAAUGCAAUAAAAAUGAGUUUGUUGUGAGAUGUAUUUAAAAAUAAGCGGAGUUAUAUUCAUUUGAUAAAAAAUACGCGUCUUUUUUUUCAAAAAAUUCUUAGGUAAGAUUUAUUUUCAAGAAAUAUCGAGGGUCUCACGCCAUAUAGGCGUAUGCGCCACAAGUGAAAUUUUACACGAGAGACAAAAAACGGCUCAGGAAUGAAUGGUUUGAGAAAAUUAAAAAAUAGAUGCGGCAAAAAAUAAUUUACAGUUUUUGAUAUUCUUUUCAAAAUUAAAAAUAUUAGCUAUUUUGACCAAAACUUGGCUGAUACCUCUAUAUGCCAGGAUGAAACUAUUGGUUAUUUUGGGGCAUAUGAAUCAUUUAUAUGAAAUAAUAAUCAAUAAAUAGCCAAAUAAGGAACGAAUCAAAUUUGUUAUUACUACUACAACAAUUUAAGGAAAAAAUAUAAUGCUUUAGGAUGUACAGAGUUUUCUCAUAAAAUAUUAAAAAAAUGUAAAUACAAUGUUUCUCAGUUUUAAGUAAAUUUUUAAAUUAUACAGUUUUUAUAUUUGCACAGGAUUUUUUAAAAGUGCUGCUCGGAUUUCAACUUCCAAAGUUUAUAUGCGACACGAUGUGAAAAUAAUUUCAAACAUUACUUGAAACCAAAAAAAUUUAUUUUUUAGACACUUUAGUAUACCAUAGUGAAAAACCUUUUACCUUCUAAUUUCUUUAUUGUGCCCCUAAUUUUUUUUUAACUAAGAUACAACAAAAAUUUUACUAAAAUAAGGCAAUAUUGUUACUUCUCGAAUAUACAUGUACCCCAGUAUUAAUUCCUCUUCCUUUUUCUCUUCAACAUCUUUGCUCUUAAAGCUGAUAGUGGUAGUUCAUCUUCAUAUCCAUUGGAAUGAACAUGAGGUAACAAUCGUAAAAGUUGUGGUAAAUUGAAGGUACAGUAUGAUCUUUUCCAUGACAAAGAUACUGCAAAUCCGAAUAUUUUAAUUCGCCAAUUGGGAGUUUGGAGUCAUACAGUGGCUUAAGCUGAAUAUCUAAAUUUCUUCUGCGUCGUUGCAUAAUGUUCACAGCUUCAAAUUGCUCCUCCCAAAACUCAUUUUUGAAGAAAAGUGGAUCCGGAUUGGACUUUUGAAAACGCAACCAACGUACUUCUUUCCAGUUUAGAACCUCCCCAUUCUCUGACAUAUUUUGAAAAGGGUUUUAUUAAAUAAUAUUAACGUCGUAGGGAUGUCCGCUUUUCUUAGCCAAUCUAAUAACAUUUACCCAGUCAUUAGGUAUGAAUAUCUUCGCAUACUCGGAAGCAGUUCCAAUUGUAGCGUGCAUGGAGUCACACUCCUUGUGUUUGUGACCACGCUCUAAGAAUUUUAACUCAAUAACCUCUAUAUUGGUCUUUAAACUCACUUGAUGUAACAUGCUUGCAACAAUAGUAUUUCUAUUCUGACCAGCGCAGCAAUCUGAAAACAUCGAUAGAUGUGUAACUGUGAUUUCAGCAAAUUUCAUUAGGCACGAGGCGAUUUCAUUUGAACCCCGUUUUCCUUCAGUCUCAGACCAAAUAUAACAUCGUCCAUGUUUUUUUUGCAACUUCGUAGACUGUAAAAUUGAAAUUAGCUAAUUUUCUUUUAUAAAAAAUCGGUUUGGCAUGAUAAAGUGGGCAGUAUAAAACUGCCUCUAAAUCAAAGUUAGCUGAACAGUAUUCUGGAUUACUUUAGGCCAAGUCAGCGUCUCUCUUUUUUCCUUGAUUUGCCGCAUUUUUACGUUUAAUGUGUAGGUCGUAUCGUUCUUUCUCAUGCCGGUCAUCAUCCGGUUGUAGUUCGUACUUAUAACAUCAGCACUGGUCCUUUCUGUGCAUGUGAAAACCAAUAUUUUUUUCCAGCAAUAAUUUCUAUAAGUAGUCUCAGAUAUUGCAGUAAAGUUGUUUUCAGCACAGUACUGUUUGUACAGCUCAAACAUUUUUCUUUUAUUUAGAAUGGGUUCCAAAUAUUCUUUCUUUGAAUCCUUUCGGCACCAAUGAGCGGGAACCCUUGGAAAAGAGUCAAUAUGGCACUUAGCGAUGUUAUUACUACUUCAUUAAGCAUUAAAUAUAUUUAUGGGAAAAACCUCUCCUAGAAUUGUCUGUUCUCGUUCUUUUAAUAGCAAACCGUUGAACAUAUUUUAUUAUAACGUCUCUUUGCCUUUCAAGGUUGCCCAAAUCCCAAAAUGCUUUGAAUAUUGCAGAUUUUAUGCCGUCAUUAACUUUUAGAUGACAUUUAAAAGUACAAUCACAAUAUUUGACGUAUAUUUUUUGGAAACCUUGGCAGUCGAAUCUUUCCAGUUGUUGCUACAUGUUCUAACCCUUUGUUUCUUUUUUAUUUUCUCUGGCUGGCUUUUCAUACUUUAGGAUCACUUUUUUCUUCUGAUCUUUUUUCUUGUGUGUUUAGUGCUAAAUUAUAAUGAUUCUCAGUCUGUUGUGUAGACGUAGCAUUUAUACUAGGUAUCGUAUUUUCUUCAGGCGCGUUUAUUCUGUUGUUGUUUUGUCCGGCCAAGGUAUCUUCAGCCAUCUCUUCGUUUUCAGCCAAUUCUUCGUUGCCAGUAUAUUUCUCUGCAAAAAAAUAAUAAUGACAGUAUUCAAUCUCUGCAAUUAAAAUAUUUUAAAGUUACCGUGAAUUUCCAAAGGAUCGUAUUCAACGUAUCCAUUGUGUUCAAAAGUUGCACUAGAUUCGCAAUCACUAUCAUCAGAACUGAUUCCUGGAAUAGAAAUAUUAGGUUUCUUCGGGUUUUUAUUAUUACUGUUCUAGAACUAUCAGGAGCAUGCGCGGAAGAAACGGACCUGUUCGGGUUUUUGUUGGAUUAUUAAGUUUAAGGGUCCUCUCUCUCGUGAAAAAACAUUCUAGGGCCUUGUCUUCGGAUGAUUUAUCAGGUACCGGUAUGAAAUCAUUCAUAUUCAGUUCUAAAAUAGAUAAUUCUACAUUUUACUCAACAUUCUUUUACUAGCGAAAAAGCGUAUUAAAUUACCUUCGCUUCCCAUUUCUAAAUCUAAGUAAAAAUUAACAAACAAAAUAUACUAAAACAAACAAAACAAACUGCGUACAAAACUUUUGUGAAAACUUCAUAAGAAAGAAGUGUAGUUAUGGUUACUGACAAAUGACAAAUAAUUUUCUGUUCUGUGUUGCCGUAGUCCUGGGUUCAGGCUGUUCGGGGUUUGGCAAAAUUCUGAUAGUUCACGGACUAUUCCUAACCGCUUCCGAGAUCUUCCCCUUUACGCAUUCAGUCUUGCGCAGUUCCAGAGCCGUUCCGUUACAGUACUGAAUUUUGAACCCGAAAAUACCUAUUGUUCGUCUAAAAAAACUCAAAAAUAAGGUGUAAAAAUAGCACUAGUGCGAUAAAAAUUUUGUCGUACUACUUUUGCAUUCGUAUUCCAAGAGAGCGUAAAAGAAAAUAGUGAUUUUUGCAUCACGAUAUAAUAAAUAACUUGCCUAUUUAUAAUAAUGAAUAAUUUUUUACUUGCUAAUCUGCAAUAUGAAGUUCAAAAUAUAAUAUAAUAAAUAUUGAUGUUAUGUAUAGUUACGAUUAAAAUAAUGGAAAUUAAUGAAUUUACCUACCUUCAUCAUGAGAUUUUCUUGGAUUGUAUGAGGUAUCACUGCCUUGUUUUGCUAACUCAAUUAUAUUUUAGCACGAGAAGACAUUUUCAUAUAUAAUAUUUGUAAUAUAAAUACACUACUUCAUUGCCGAACUGGACUGGUGGCAGUGUUGCCAGAUGCAAAAAAGUGGUUCAUAAGCCUUUAUCGUAAAAUUCCAUGAUAGGCGCUUACGUCUUUAAGAUUUUGCAUUUUCUACCCAAAAUAUUUUACAACUGAUAAUUCCCAACAAUUUUGCAAAAUUUACCUAAAAAUGGUUUAUACGCCUUCAUGGCGUAAUGCCAUGAUUGGUGUUUACGCCUAAAUAAUUGUACGUUCCUUAGAAAAUACAUUACAAACUGUUACUCUACUUAUUUAGUCAAAUGAUUAAAAGGUUGCAACCGAUAAUUACUAGACAUUUUACAUGUUUACCUAGAAGUGGUUCAUACGCCUUUGCAUAAUAAUACCAUGAUUGGCGUUUACGCCUAGACAAUUUUGCAUCCUUUGGCAUAAUAUAUUAGAAACUGUUAUUCUACACAAUUAAUUAACUAAUUUACUAUUGCCAGCUGAUGAUUAAUUGAAAUUUUACAUAUUUACCUAAAAAUGGUUCAUACACCUCUAUGGCAUGCUGCCACUUGUAGGAUUGGCGUAUAUGCCUAUAUAAUUUUGCGUUUUUUGACCAAAAUAUACUACAAAUCCGCAAGCCGUUUGGUCAGAUUAUGCGCCAUACUAUUAGGUAUCGAUUCACGAAAAAAGUGAUUUUGGCCAGAAGUGGCGUAUACGCCCCUAUGACGUGAGACCCUCGAUAUAGUUUGCCUUUCAGAAGUUCCAAGUUAUAUUCUUGGGUGCAAGUUUAGUUUUAUAUUGAAAACAUUUGCCUAUUGGACAUCUUUACGGUUAGUUGAUGUUUAUUUAACUGAAAUGCGUAUGCUGCCUUAAUAUUUGUACAUAUGAUGGUAAAAAUAUACUAUGAUUAUAUACUUAUAGGAAGUUGAAAUUUAAAAAGAUUUCCCUCAUUUUAUUAUAUAAAAGGGGACUCACAUAAAGAUAUUUACUGUUUAUCAUAUAAAGCGUACAAUUUUUAAGACUGUUGAAAUUGAAGUAUUACUAUCUCCGAGUAGCUAUACAUAGAUAGAUAAUGAUUGUACACCAGUUUGCAAUGAAACUUGUGACAAAAUAUAAGCGAAUAUAACCGCAAAAGUGUUUUAUUAAAAUUCCAACCAUGAUGCAAACCAGAACUCUUUGAGUCCAGAGUGUCUCUGGAUUCGACGUAGUGACAACUAUACUAAAAAGCACAUGAGUCUUUAAAACCAAGCAGGCUAACAGAUAUAGUUAAUGCUACAAUGUCAAUUUUGUAUAGUUAUUCGUUUACAC
This is a messenger RNA of Acanthoscelides obtectus, 11691 nucleotides long. The record is from the annotation of a GenBank genome assembly. NCBI's taxonomy places the organism in Eukaryota, Metazoa, Arthropoda, Insecta, Coleoptera, Chrysomelidae.